AUGCUGUCACCCACAGGGGGUGGCCCUGUCACCUGCGGGGGUCACCCCCCCCCGCGGCACCGCUCCAGGGGGAGCCCCUCGGGGCUGCCCGGACGGGGGACAAGCUGCCCCCGGGGGAGCUCCCCAGGCCGGAAUGGGGCACCAGCAGGGUUGGGGUGCGGGCAGUGCCCCCGUGGGCACCCCGAUGAGCCCCUGCCCCGCGCAGGCUGUGGCAACAGCGCCCUGAGCCACGACCUGCACGAGCGGGGCUACCCCGACGUCACCAGCGUGGACUUCUCCCCCGCCUGCAUCGCCGCCAUGCGCGCCCGCUACGCCCGCUGCCCCCGCCUGCGCUGGGCCGUCAUGGACAUCCGCGCCCUCGCCUUCCCCGACGCCGCCUUCGACGUGGUGCUGGAGAAGGGCACCCUCGACGUCUUCAUGGCGGAGGAGACCGACCCCUGGCACGUCUCGCCCCGGGCAGCCGCCGACAUGCACCGGGCGCUGGCAGAGGUGAGCCGGGUGCUGCGCCCGGGGGGCUGCUUCAUCUCCAUCACCUUCGCCCAGCCCCACUUCCGCAAGCCCCACCUGGCCCAGGAGGCCUUCGGCUGGUCCCUGCGCCACGUGCCCUGCGGGGACGGGGACCCCGCUGCCUUCCACUACUUCCUCUAC
Messenger RNA from Calidris pugnax (ruff), 648 nucleotides. Its product is annotated as endothelin-converting enzyme 2-like. Lineage: Eukaryota; Metazoa; Chordata; Aves; Charadriiformes; Scolopacidae. Gene Ontology annotation, molecular function: S-adenosylmethionine-dependent methyltransferase activity. The transcript is spliced from 3 exons. The annotation marks the transcript as partial. The record is from RefSeq and is a predicted model, not a curated record.